ACGUUCUCCCAGAAUUCAUUGGUGCAAUAAAUAAAUACUUGACGUUUGCUAACAUGUCAAGCUAGCUGACUUGGAGCUUCUCCCGAGUAUUGUUUCUGAAAAUAACGUUAAACUAGACCCUAGAUAGCAGAUAUAUUGUUAAUUUUGAUUAAUUUGAACAGCUUCUCGUACAGAGCCUGUACUAAUGCUAGUUAGCUAGCUGGCUAGCUUGACAGUAUAACAGGAGCGCUAUACAACGUAACUGUUUUUUGUCACAAACUUAAAAAGCUUGAAUAUUUAAAUAAUGUCUGGACCAAAUGGAGAUCCAAACAUCUGCGCUGACGAUGGUAUCAUCGACGAUGAGGAUGAAUUUGGUGAAGAAGAGUACAUUGCCGUCAACUCGAUGCUAGAUCAGAUCAACUCCUAUCUCGACGACCUUGAAGAGCGCAACGACGCGCUUAAUGGCAAACUGCAUGAACUGCUGGAGUCAAAUCGGCAGGCUCGUCUAGACUUCAGGGCCCAGCUGCUGAGCUCCAACGACCAGGAAGACUGUCCUGCAGGUGGUGACGCCUCCUCACCCAGCAACGAAGACCCGAACAAGGAUGACGAAGGCUCACAAAUGACUGACAAGAACGAGUAGGUCAGCGGGUUGACUUCCAUAAGAAGCAGGGAUAGAAAUAUUUAUGACUGACCUCUGUGUGUUGGACUAGUGACCUCUAAACUGCAGUCAUGUCUGUCCGAUUCAUCCGUCAAUUUACACGGCAGUUCUUCCUUGGUGAAUUGUGCUGAUGUGUCGCUCCUGAGUAGAUUACAGCAGCUUCUCCUACAAGCUGGACAUCACUGUUACUUAGCGUUCCAUCGCAGACCUGAGAAAAUUAAAGUCAAAUGUGGUGCAAAGUAAACAAAAAAAAUGCUCACUUGUGUCCAGAAACUUGUUCAGGUUAAUGCAGGAGAUCAAAAUCACAUCAAAUCAAACAGAGAGAAAGAGAUUUUUUUCAAAAGGCAAUAAAAAAUGCAGAUAUACUUAUUUGAAAAAAAAAAAAGCUCAAAUUACAGAAUUUGUACUGGGAUUAGUCGGCUCUUAAAAAUGUUUGAUCUAAAUAAUAGGUUUUUCCUUUUCUGGAGCAAGAUAUUUGAAUGCCCUUGAUUAGAUUUCUGGAUUUAUUCAAGAUGUAUUUAAUGUUUGCUUUGGCUUUGUAAAAGCUUUAUUCGCUUUAACUACUGUACUGUCCCAAAAGUGAAUCUGCAUCAUUCCUGAUGUCUCAGUGUAUUGUAAUGUUUGAUUCAGCUACUUGUUGUGUUCCUGUUUAAGAUAAGUUUAAAAGGUGUCUGUAAAUCUUAAACUAUGAGAUAUAUAUAUAUAUAUAUAUAUAUAUAAAAUGAAGUCAACAAAGUGUGGGAAUUGUCAGACAUUUUAAUAUAAAUUAAGAUGACUCCCAAACAGAAAACAAACAUCCAAAAAUACAUUAAACUUCCAGCAGUUAGAAAACAUCACCUGUUUGUUCAUCUCAAUUUGUCAGUAGCUGAAUAAAAAUACAAUAAGAAACAUA
Messenger RNA from Acanthochromis polyacanthus (spiny chromis), 1529 nucleotides. RefSeq names its product bublin coiled coil protein (gene bbln). The coding region runs from base 284 to 619 and encodes 111 amino acids. The transcript is spliced from 2 exons. NCBI's taxonomy places the organism in Eukaryota, Metazoa, Chordata, Actinopteri, Pomacentridae. The record is from RefSeq and is a predicted model, not a curated record.